Molecule: messenger RNA, 876 nt
Organism: Anopheles maculipalpis
Lineage: Eukaryota; Metazoa; Arthropoda; Insecta; Diptera; Culicidae
Exons: 4
Coding region: 1-876 (291 amino acids)
Source: RefSeq, a predicted model, not a curated record
AUGUGGAAAAUUACACUAAUCGUGAUACUGACGGUGGCGGCCGGUACAGGACGAGCGGCAGAAGUUGAUGAGGCCAAAAAUGCGAAAGAUUCCUAUUUGGCGGCAUUGAAAAAUUCACAUAAAAUUAACACGCCACCGUACAAAGGCACUCCGAUACGGAUAUCCCGCGGUGACUACAACAUCGUCCCAUCUAGCUCUUAUGACUACAGUGUGCCUUCCGCAAACUAUGGUCCUCCUGCUGGUAACGAGCUCUACCAACCGGCCCCACACAAAGAGUACGGUCCACCACCACCGAAACCCGUCUAUGGUCCACCAAAACCAAUCUAUGGCCCUCCACCGCCACCACCAUCCGGCCCUGUCAGCCAUGGCAUGCCGUACUUUAGUCCGGAAAAUUGGCUACUCAGCAAGCUGAAGUUCAAGUUCGAUCUAUUCACCAUCGGCAAAAUACUGCUCAAGCUCGUUAUCUUCAAGAAGAUUGUAAAGUUUAUCGCUCUUCUCUGCUUGCUGUUCUUCAUUCCCACACUGAAGCCGUCCGGUGGUGGUCACAGCGAUGAAAGUAGUGAGGAAGAUCGUCGACGAUCGUACGAUUUGCAAUAUGACUACGAACAACGACUUGGUGAGAUGACCAAGUUUGCGCUGACCGCACUGGAAGCAUUUACCGUAGAUAAUGCUCUGUACUGUCCGGAAGAGAAUCUCCUGUCCUGUCGCUUCAAGCGCAUGUUUGACGUGAUUGAUGAAUCGUAUCCCGUAUCGAGGAUCUACACCAUUUACCUACCUCCAACUACAACGAACAGUUCCGAACAUAGUGGCGCUUCGGAUGAGCAAACUCACAUCGAGAAUCAAGUCGACAGCAACGUUGGGCAGGAGGUAGAAUGA